AGUGACACUCUGGGACGGGAAGCAGAACAAACUGUAAGCUGCUGGGGGAUCCAUCUUGCUCGGAAAAGAGACGAGGUUGGAGGGAUUUGCCAGCUAAGAGUCGCAAAAAACUGUACCGUCCCUCGCUGAGCGCGCUGGGGAGCCCGAGGAGGGGCUGUGUCGCUGUUUGUAUGAUGUCCCGACAUGAGGGUGUGAGCUGUGAUGCAUGUUUAAAGGGCAACUUUCGAGGAAGACGAUUCAAGUGUCUAAUCUGCUACGACUACGACCUGUGCGCGUCGUGCUACGAGAGCGGGGCCACCACAACGCGACACACCACAGAGCACCCCAUGCAGUGUAUAUUAACCAGAGUAGACUAUGAUUUGUAUUACGGAGGAGAUACGGUUUCAGUGGAACAGCCUCAGUCGUUCACGUGUCCUUACUGUGGCAAGAUGGGCUUCACGGAGACCUCCCUACAGGAGCACGUCACCUCAGAGCAUUCAGAGACCUCCACAGAGGUGAUCUGUCCAAUCUGUGCCGCCUUGCCUGGAGGCGAUCCAAACCACGUGACGGAUGACUUCACGGCUCACCUCACCCUUGAGCACAGAGCUCUAAGAGAUUUAGACGAGUCCAGUAGUGUACGGCACGUACGCAGGAUGUUCCACCCAGGACGAGGACUAGGCGGCCCCAGAGCUCGGCGGACAAAUAUGCACUUUACUAGCGGCUCCACGGGGGGGCUCUCAUCCUCCUCGUCACAGAGCUCCACCUACACCCCCAGUAACAGAGAGACGAUGGACCCGAUCGCAGAGCUGUUGUCUCAACUGUCCGGCGUGCGGCGGGCUGCGGGGGGGCAGAUCAACUCGUCGGGCCCUUCGGCCUCCCAGCUCCAGCAGCUCCAGAUGCAGCUGCAGCUGGAGCGGCAGCAGGCCAACGCGGCCCGGCAGCAGGUGGAGGCGGGCCGCCACGCGACGAGACGCGGCAACAAUCCCAGCAACGCGGGCAACUCUGCCCCCCCUCCCAACGCGUCCACCGCCAACGCUACCGCAGUGGGUGAAAACAACCCCUCUUCCUCCUCGCAGAGCUCGCAGUUCCUAUUAGCACGGUUGAAUGAACCCAAGAUGUCCGAAGCGGACCGUCAGCUCCUGGAAGGAGAGAGGGCCGACCACAGCCUGUUCGUCCAGGAGCUGCUCCUCUCGACGCUAAUGCACGAGGAGAGCUCCUCCUCCGACGAGGACGAGCGCCGAGACUUCGCCGACUUCGGAGCCAUGGGCUGCGUGGACAUCAUGCCUUUAGACGUGGCGCUGGAGAACCUCCAGCUCAGAGAGAGCAGCUCUUCAGGGAGGGAGCCUCCGCCGCCUCCUCUUUGAUGUCCGAGCAUCGAACAGACUGUGUCCUCUGUGCUGCAACUGUCAAUGAUGGGGCAGCAGACAGCCGCGGUCCUCCCUGCCCCCCCCCCCCCCCCUUCUCUCUCUCUCUCCUCCCCUCCCUCCCCCUCCCCCUCUCUAUCUCCUCAGUUUGUUUUAAGGCCCAUAACUCACCGUAACUUGUUACAUUGUAAACAAAACUAAAAGCGAUCAAUUGGAAUAAAAUGUUCAUAUGGGGAAGGAAGCAAGAAAAGAGAUUUAUAUAAAUAUAUAUAAGAUAUCUAUGAAGUUGAUAAUCAACCCACGUAAAUUUUCUUUACCGGGGUUAGCGGUUGCAGGCGGCGUUGCUUCCUGUGGCGUGUGAAGGGAACCUCCAUAUAAAUACCCCCCCCCCCCCCCCCCCAUUCAGAAGUGGAGAGAAAACACAAGCCCCUCUGCUGAAGCUGCUCUGUGUGUUAAUGAUCAUUAAUAAAUAAAAAGUGUUUGGAUGGGUUACCAUAACUUACCGCAUGCAGUUAUUUGCAGCGUGCAUGACCUUUUUUUUUAACGACCCCUGUCAUUGAAAUUUUUUGUAUUGUCUCCUCAAAGAAGCCCCGGAGCUUUCUAGCUCCUCUCAAACGGUUUCCAUCAAAGGUAGCUUAGGCCCCCCCGGAGAGGAAGUAGAGUCACGAAGCGGCGCGCAGGAACGGGACUCCUAAAGGUACGUCCUGUCGGGGGGCGGGGGGGGGGGUGGGUGAGUAUUUAAACCCAAGAGAAAACGACUGGGAUCGGAAGAAGACGCCGCGAUGUGAGAGAUCGGUUUGACUUUUUAUUUUUAUUUUUUUUGUAUUAACGGCUGCAGACACGGAAGCCAAGAAUGUAAGAGAAGAGCUUCGCCUCUCUAGACGAUAAUCUUUAGUUGUGGAGAUUUUUAAAGCACAGUGUAGUUUUUAAUUUAUGAACCUCUCGAUGCGGUGCUCCUCCACCCUCUGCUCGUGUCAGACCACCUGCUUUCAAAAGGCUUGUUUGACGUUUCGCUGGAGCCUCACUUUUUCUUUUUUUUAUCCUAACUCAACUUUUUUCUUUUUUUUUCUUUUAAAGCUAGCACUUUCUAUUUAUUUAUUCCUGUUUUUUUUUUUUUUUUGGUUUUGUUUGAGCCUUGACUUGGAUCAUACCACCUUCAUGCCUCUACUUUUACCCUCCCUAUGUAAAGAAAAUGUACAUUGAAUUUUUUUGCGUUAACUUUCAUAAUGAUUCUAUGACAUGAGCAGACUUUUUUUAAAUGUAAAUUUAGAUUACAAUAAAUAUGGCACACAUCUUUUGAUGGAAGUGAAAACCUCCA
Molecule: messenger RNA, 2661 nt
Organism: Fundulus heteroclitus (mummichog)
Lineage: Eukaryota; Metazoa; Chordata; Actinopteri; Cyprinodontiformes; Fundulidae
Gene: kcmf1
Product: potassium channel modulatory factor 1
Exons: 7
Coding region: 171-1343 (390 amino acids)
Biological process (GO): synaptic signaling
Cellular component (GO): plasma membrane
Molecular function (GO): zinc ion binding
Source: RefSeq, a predicted model, not a curated record